AGUGAAUGGUUUUACAAUAUACCAACAUUUACGAUAUUUUAUUGCUAAUGAGCUGGAAAUUACAAAAAGGAAUUAUAAUCGGAAAAAAAUAUUUGAUGUAUUAUUUUCAGGUGCACAUAAGUUCCCAAAGUCUUCGUGUACUAUAUUUAUUAGUUUUGUUUUCCGUUUAAUUCAGAAGCAAUUCCAAAACACAAUUAACAUCGUCUCAUUUCCUUGACCAACGCUCAAUGGUGGAUCCAGCACGACCACGACCACCUCAAGUGUUUCUCAAUUCAGGCGCAACCGAGUUGCCUGAUGAUUUCAUCAAACAUCUCGUGUCGGGCUUGACCGAUCUAGGGAUACUCAACAUUUUCAUGGACAGAGACGACUGGUGGGGAAGAGACCUAGACCGUAUAUUUACCUGCAUCGAGGAGUCAACAAUCGCGCUCGUUAUCUUCUCACCGUCUUAUCCAGAGACAGAGUGGUGCUUGGACGAGCUUGUUAAAAUGAAGGAACGAGCAAACAACAACAAACUAUUGGUAAUUCCUAUCUUCUUUAACGUGAGCAAGAACGACGUGAGAAACUUUGAGGGAGAGUUUGGAGAUCGAUUCAUGGAGCUGAGAAAAAGAUAUACGAAAUACAAAUACGAUCCUUUUAGGGUUCAAAGAUGGGAAACGUCGGUGAUGACUAUUUCAAGAAUGGAGGCCAGUUUGACGUGGGAAACACAAAGCUCGAGUAUCUCUAUUGCCAUGGAUAUCAUUAGGGAGGUUAACAAGGAGCUAAACAUAGCCUCGGAUGCGGGAUUCUCCUUGCCCUUAGGGUUGCACAAAGAUAUGCAUUCAAAAUUGACGAAUGGAGAAGUGUUUGUUUCUGCUUUUCUUGUGGCUUUUCUCUUUAGACUCUUCAUAGCUCGUCUUCUUUUCACAGAUAUGACCUUUUUCGGCACUGCAAAGUGGUUAGUAGGUUUCCCAAUUGCGAUUGUUGUAUUAUACCAGUUACAUUGUGCAUUGACACAACAAAACAGACGAGCACCUGAUCCUUGAUUACUAGAGAUCAUGAGGUUGGCUGUUUUGUUGUACAUCGGUGUGUUAUUCUCUACUUUGUUACAUUUUCAUUGGUUUGUGUGAUUUUGAGCAUUAGGGAAAUUAAGAGAUGCGUGCAUGUUGCCCUGUUGUUUUGAUUUUCUCUUGAUAAAGUGUUUAUUCGGUUUAUGAUCGUGUUGAAAAAAACAAAAGCUAGAUAGGAUUUUACCAGUUUCACUAUGGGAGCUCUUGCAUCUAUCUUGGACCUCUUUGGUCAACAUACGCAGGGCUAGCUUUACAAAAUUCCACGGCCCUUGGGCAAUUUUUUUGUUUAUGGGCUUUGUAUAUGUUUAAUUAAAAAUUAUAGUUAACAUAAGUCUUUUUUAAAUGAGAAAUACCCUAAAAAUAGGAUAGCAAAAAAAAAUAUCUCACAAAAGAGCAUGAAAAUAAAAAUAACUAAAAU
This is a messenger RNA of Brassica napus (rape), 1464 nucleotides long. Its product is annotated as TIR domain-containing protein-like. Bases 228 to 1022 code for a protein of 264 amino acids. The record is from RefSeq and is a predicted model, not a curated record. Lineage: Eukaryota; Viridiplantae; Streptophyta; Magnoliopsida; Brassicales; Brassicaceae. Gene Ontology annotation, biological process: signal transduction. The transcript is spliced from 2 exons.